This is a messenger RNA of Colletotrichum destructivum, 657 nucleotides long. RefSeq names its product Putative NADH-ubiquinone reductase complex 1 MLRQ subunit. The record is from RefSeq and is a predicted model, not a curated record. The coding region runs from base 189 to 464 and encodes 91 amino acids. The transcript is spliced from 4 exons. Lineage: Eukaryota; Fungi; Ascomycota; Sordariomycetes; Glomerellales; Glomerellaceae.
GGCCAAUCAGGCCUCAGGCAUUGAAAAGGUGGGCCGAACUCCGACCUCACAUCAGACCAGACCGAUGGAAGUGCAGGCCAACUUCCAAACACUCAUUUCGAGAUCCAAUCCCGAUCAACUACGCUCCCUCAGCCGUACCGAAAGGACCGAAAAAUCUCCCCUCUUCGUGAAAGACAAAAGCCGUCAAAAUGCGUCCUACCCUCGGUCUCCGCGCUUUCCGCCCGACUCUGCGCAUGAUGUCCCCCGUUCCCGCCGAGGACCAAGUCGGCCACACCGUCUCCCAGAGACUGCGCAAGCUUCGCCAGAUCCCCCCCGAGCUGAUCCCUCUCGGUGUUGUCGUUGGCUUUGCUCUGGCCGCUGCCACCUACUCGGUCGGACGUCACUUUGUGACCGACAAGACCAUCCGUCUCAAGCGCCAGGGCAAGUCCGCCGCUGCCGCCGCCGGCCACGGAGAGGAGCACUAAGCGGAAGUCGGGAUAAUUGCGGGAGACAGUUUGACCAAUGGCGCCGAUGUGUUAUUAGGGAGGAUCAGUUUGCAUAUGUGAAUGACAGACAGAUGAAAAGGCAGCAGAGACGCUGCUUUCAGUUUCUUUUCUCAACAUGCCUCUCAGCCGUUGAGUGUUCAGAGAAAAAAAAUCAGGUCCAUUUAUACAUCAU